AUGUUCAUCUCCGCCGUUCUCUACCUGGUCAUCUUCCACGCCCUGCUACCCUUAUAUCGACGACACCGCGCCCGCUACUCCCAGUACCUCCCGCUCCAGUCCGGCUCGCUGUCGUCGCACCUGCCGGAAUCAUUACAACCGUCCAGCCUUCGGGACAGCCUGUCGACGCUGAUGUACCGCCUCUUCCUGCCCUCGACCUGGGCCUUCCGCAACCGGUUCCGCCGUCCCGAGAGCGUGGUCAAUACCGACGCCGAGCUGUUCGAUGAGGAAUCCGGCGAGGCCAUGGUCGGCUUCGACGUGCAGGAGCGCAGUCGGCGCCGGGAUGGGAUGGAACGCCAACUUGCAAAUAUGCAUGCCGCCACCAGAACCGUAAGCCGUUCGACCCUUCCCGAACCGGACUCGAACCGCCGGUUGAGCCGCGACUUGGAGGAAGGCUUUCGCGACGAUAGUGAAGAUGAAGGCGAGGGCGGAGCACAUGCUGUCGCGGGAGGCCAGAGAUGA
Capronia coronata CBS 617.96 is the source of this 501-nucleotide messenger RNA. RefSeq lists its product as uncharacterized. The record is from RefSeq and is a predicted model, not a curated record. The transcript has a single exon. Bases 1 to 501 code for a protein of 166 amino acids. Lineage: Eukaryota; Fungi; Ascomycota; Eurotiomycetes; Chaetothyriales; Herpotrichiellaceae.